Phascolarctos cinereus (koala) is the source of this 1348-nucleotide messenger RNA. The record is from RefSeq and is a predicted model, not a curated record. NCBI's taxonomy places the organism in Eukaryota, Metazoa, Chordata, Mammalia, Diprotodontia, Phascolarctidae.
UGCUCCAGGGAUGUGACCUUCUUCAAACUCCUGCCGAGGGUCUCGUUCCAACUUUGGCAGACAGGGGCAUGGAACUUGUGAGGUGGUCUGGAACUGAAAUCCCAGAGACUGACUCAGAAAAGGAAAUAGAAACCAAGAAAGGGAAAGGGGCUCAUCCCAGGGUUCAUGAAUAGCAGAAGGCUCUAGGAUCCCGCCAUGGUACAGCAACAGGUGCUCUACCGGGCUCUGGUGUCCACCAAGUGGCUGGCUGAGUCGGUCCGCGCCCGAAAGCUGGGCCCUGGCCUGAGGGUACUCGACGUGUCCUGGUACCCACCUCGGCAGCGCAAUGCUCUCCAAGAAUACCAGCAGCGCCAUAUCCCAGGCGCCUCCUUCUUCAACAUCGAGGAGUGCCGGGACCAGCAGUCUCCCUACGAGAUGAUGCUACCCAGCGAAGCUGACUUCGCCAGCUACGUGGGUCGUCUGGGCAUCAGCAACAGCACGCACGUGGUGGUGUACGACGGUGACGAUCUGGGCAGUUUCUACGGCCCUCGAGCUUGGUGGAUGUUUCGGGUCUUCGGCCACCGCACCGUGUCGGUGCUCAAUGGGGGCUUCCGAAACUGGCUGCAGGAAGGGCACCCGGUGACCUCGGAACCCACGAACCCCGAGCCCGCGGUUUUCAAAGCCACACUCGACAUGUCCCUGCUCAAGACGUACGAGCAGAUGGUGGAAAAUCUCGAGUCCAAGCGCUUCCAGAUGGUGGACUCCCGCUCCCGGGGAAGGUACCUGGGGACAGAGGCCGAGCCUGACAGCAAAGACCUGGAACCUGGCCACAUUCCUGGUUCCCUGAACAUGCCUUUCACGGAAUUCCUGACAGCAGAAGGCUUUGAGAAGAGUCCUGAGGAGAUCCGGGCUAUGUUCAAGGAGAAGAAAGUGGACCUCUCCAAGCCGCUCAUUGCCACCUGCCGUAAGGGGGUCACUGCUUGCCACAUCGCCCUCGCUGCCUACAUCUGUGGCAAGCCUGACGUAGCUGUGUAUGAUGGCUCUUGGUCUGAGUGGUUCCGCCGGGCACCCCCCAAGCUCCGGGUCUCCCAAUGGAAGGGAGGGAAAGCCUGAGUAGGAACAAGGAAAGGAUGAGACUUGACCCUUUCCUUGCCCUCUUCCUGCUCCUAGAUCAACUACUUGGGCCAUCAUGGAUCUAGGGGCCCAUCUUUGCCUUACCUACAAUCAUCUCUGAAAUGAUAUCUGACUUAUACUUUUUUUUUCCUUACCUGUUUUUGGAAAGGGAUUGAAGAGUUUCUGGGUAGCUAUGUAAAAAUUUCCUUCAUUCUCCCUUGUCAGCUCUGGAAUAAACUCUUCCCUUUCUGAGAGA